AUGUGUGAUCAAGACGUUUGUACGGUGUCCAGGAUAUUGAUGCUCGGGAAGAAGGUGUUGGAGGAGGGUGAGGAUGAUAUUAUAAGUGAGAGUAGUCAGUUGAAACGAAGCUAUGAAGCAUUGAGGAUAAAAUAUAAGCUCGGUAAAUUGCCUGCUACGGUCUUGACGGAACGAGUGCUGGAGGAGGUCAAGAGCCCCUCAUUCCGGUGGAACGAAGCUCUGUGGAAGGUCGAAGCGAACAGUGAUGGCAGGUCUCUUGUUAAAUAUAUGCUCGACGUGACUCAGGACCCAUACAAGCUCGUUCCUGGUUAUGGCUUGGAACGAACGUACAUAUCUAUCGGAACAAAAAAAUUUAGACAUGGACUAAGCUACUGGCUUCACAGACUCUCUGAAGAUUCUCCCCUGACUCAAGCAGCACCGCUGAUCCAGGAAUAUCACACCGAUGCAUAUCACACCGAUGCAUAUCACACCGAUGCAUAUGGGCAGAACCCUAACCAUUUGUUCAAUGAUCUCCUUUGUGAUCUCGUACGAAGUUGGAUUGACAUGCAAUAUGAGCGACGGCUGUUGUAUGACACACUUUGCGUUCUAGCAAGUUCAAUUCAACUACAACCUAGCAGACGAGAAUGUGGCGUAUAUUGGCCUGAAAUGUCUAUCUUUGCAACAUGUAUAGAGAUAUGUUCUAAUGAACUUACAUGGCUUCUUACCAAGUUUACUUUCCACCGAGAUAUCAAAGCUAUUAUCGGGUUUAGUCUUUGGUAUAAGACACGCAAGAUGGUGCGCCAUUCUGACACCAACGUCAACGUCGAACUAGAGUCUAGCGUUAAUGGUCGAUCGUUAAUGGUUGGUCGAUCGAAGGACGGUCUAAUGGUGCAAGAAAUUGAGAAGCGCUCAAUCCAUUCUACCUCCACUGACGCUACGAGCGGAUCCAGUCAGGCUUUGCAUGAACUGUCCCUCCCCGAAAUCUCCCGUAUUGGAACCGAUCCGCAAGGGGAAAUCGACCCGCAAGGGGAAGCCGAUCCGCAAGGGGAAAUCGACCCGCAAGGGGAAAUCGACCCGCAAGGGGAAGCCGAUCCGCAAGGGGAAAUCGAUCCGCAAGGGGAAAUCGAUCCGCAAUGGGAAAUCGACAAAAUAGUUCCAGGAGAAGAAAAAGAAAAAGGCGAUAGACAAGGAGCAGUAAACAGAAGCGUCCCAGGUCAAACAGACGAAACGGAGGAAGGCAGCAACGGGUUCUUCGACUGCAUUUUACACUUGUGGUGCGCUACUAAAGCCAUUGUGGUCGAAGACUUUUUGUGUAAGACAAUACUGCUUCUAACUAUCCUUAAAGAUCUCACUGUUAGCCAAGAUGCCCGAGUGGGUAAGGCAGUUAAUAAACACUCCGCUAGCACGAUAAACAUUGCCAAUAGGCUGUUGACCGCUGCAGUUACCACUGUCUAUUAUGAAACGAAAAUUCGACGGUUAGAACAUAUCCAAUCUCACCUGCAAGCGGACAAGAAAAAGCUCGGCGACGAUGCUCAUUUAGAUUUUGACAGUGGGUUGGGAGAAUUGGACAACCCCCUUGGACAGAAUCCCCUUGGACAGAAUCCCCUUGGACAGAAUCCCCUUGGACAGAAUCCCCUUGGAGAGAAUCUGUUGAGAGACAUCAAGCCCUUUGAGUCCAAAUUUAGCACUAAGGACUGGUGGAGGUCGGUGACAUCCGUGCCCAGUAAAGCAGGUUACUGGCGAGUGGCAAGUUCUCCGGAGGACGAGAUGAUGUUGUCUUAUGUCAUGGCGACUUACGUGGGACUUUACCCAUUUGUUUUUCGACGGCGUCGGAGGCCGGCGGUCGAUCCGGAUUGUUCGCACACGUGUGUGCUCCGCUAUUGCGAGGCCUGUAAUUCGACCAAAGCCCUGCAUUUCUCGCCAAUCGACGAGCCAGUCGUCGACGAGCCAGUCGUCGACGACGGUGCUAAGCUUGAAGUGACGAGGACGGCGCGGGUCGGCGCAUCGGAGAAUGACAUCCCGAUCCUGGAGGUGUCCGAGAGGGUUGUACGGCCCGCGAUAGGUCUCAACAGUGUAGUGGACAGGUUUGAGCGUCGACUGCAGCACGGCGAAGUGAAUGAGGACAACGUGAGCUUGCAGCUUGCGGGUGACUUGAUAUACCCAGGAAAGGCGCCGGAGGUGAGCCAAAAAGAGUGGUUCGCAAUAUCCCAAGAGACAACCUGCACGGACCUCCCUAAGAUAGUUCGGACCUACCAUGGAGGGCUGCUCGCUAUUCAACAGGCAGCGCCUUGCAAGCGGCAUUGCAACGCUUGUGACUUUUGUCACUCAGUUCGGGACUUCCGCGGUAUCUUCAAUGCACUCGUUACCUCGGGCUACAGUGCCAUGAAAGGCCUCCUGAAUUCCAACCAGAAUCUACCGUAUCUGACGGAUGACCUUGUCACGCCCCUUAUAGGCGCAUUCCUGGGAACCAUCAUUUUGUGCGGCGACACUAUCAAAAAGGAACUUAUAGACGGAAACCUUCAUUUCCAAACGGAUUAUUCCACUAAACGGACUAGUGGGGCGAUUAGUCGUCUCCAUAUUACUGGUUCAAGACGACCUGAAGCUUCUCAGUUGAUCGACGCCUACCACGAGACUCUGGUUGGUCGAACGAUCGUACCGAUUGUAGGUCUACUCGGUGAAAUAAGUGUGCGGCAAAGGUUGAUACUGGCAGGUGGUCUUCAAGCUUUUGUGAGUGCCGUGACCCAUGGUAGUCCCCUGCUGCAACUACGCUUUCAUUUCGGGUCAGAUUCUCGUACUCUUCCAGUCCUAAUCGACCAGUUAGUGUGGGUAAACACCACCCUGCUGCAUCACCCAGCGGUCCAGACCUCGGUGGUCCAGGCCUCCGUUCGAUCGGAGUUGCUACCAAACGGACAUUUACGGGAGGUGAAUCACGCGUUACAGUUCAUUUUAGGCGAAGCUGCGUGCCACCUCUUCCUUCACCAGUCUUCAGGCCUUGGCCGCUGGCAGCAACUUGCCGAACGGUUGUGGGACUUGGCCAUGUACGUCGACCGAGCUUCCAAGGAACAGCCGGAGUCGGACCAGCUGAGCUGUCUGUUACUCCUUGUAUGUCAAACACUCUGGCAGAGUGAUCAGAGCAAAAAAUGCCGACUCACCUUCGAGCGCAAACUAAAACUAAAGAAGCUGCUUGAAUAA
Molecule: messenger RNA, 3171 nt
Organism: Gregarina niphandrodes
Lineage: Eukaryota; Apicomplexa; Conoidasida; Eugregarinorida; Gregarinidae
Exons: 1
Coding region: 1-3171 (1056 amino acids)
Source: RefSeq, a predicted model, not a curated record